GACUGGUUUCCGGCCGGUGGCGCUGCCCCGGCUACCGGGAGACGUGUAACGGACGGUGGGCCGCAGCCAUGGCUGAGAGGAAGCCUAACGGCGGCGGCGGGGGCGCGUCCGCCUCCUCGUCGGGCACUAACUUACUCUUCUCGUCCUCGGCCACAGAGUUCAGCUUCAACGUGCCCUUCAUCCCGGUCACCCAGGCGGCCGCCACCCCGGCCUCCCUGCUCCUGCCCGGAGAGGACUCCUCGGAGGUUGGUGAGGAGGACAGCUUCCUCGGGCAGACUUCUGUUCACGCGUCCACCCCACAGACGUUCAGCUACUUCUCUCAGGUCUCAAGCAGCAGCGACCCUUUCGGGAACAUCGGACAGUCACCGUUAACGACGGCAGCGGCGCCGGUGGGACAGUCGGCCGCUCUCCCUUUCACACCUGGAUCCCAAGAUGUCCUGAACGCGUAUCCGCCAUCUGUUUCCAAGGCUCAGUAUGGUGCUCCACCUUCCUCACAGAUGGGAGUAAAUACUUACCUGCCUUCUCAGCCGAGCAGUCUCCCUCCUUCCACUUUUGGGAGCCCGCCCCAAGGAACCCCUCAACAAGGAUACAACCCGUACCGCCACACCCCGGUCAGCAGCCGGGCUAAUCCUUACAUUGCACCACCGCAGCUGCAGCAGUGCCAGAUGCCAGGCCACGCCGCGCCUCCCGCGCCAUCCGCGCCUUCCGUGCCCCCUGUGCAGAUGUACCAGAUGCUUCCCGGAUCCUUGCCGCAGGCCCCGCCCCCGGUGCAGUCGCCAGCGCAGCAGCAGGCACUCGCCAGGCCUGCAGGUCCCUCUGUGCAGGGGCCGGCUCCCUUGCUCCUUCAGAACCAGUAUGAGCCUGUUCAGCCCCACUGGUUCUACUGCAAGGAGGUAGAACACAAACAACUGUGGAUGCCUUUCAGUGUGCUGGACUCCAUGAAUCUUGAAGAAAUCUAUAACUCAGUUCAGCCAGACCCUGAGAGCGUGGUUCUGGGCACAGACGGCGGGCGCUACGACGUUUACCUCUAUGACCGCGUGAGGAGAGCAGUGUACUGGGAAGAGGAGCCCACUGAAGUGAGACGCUGCACUUGGUUUUACAAGGGGGACACCGACAGCCGAUUUAUUCCCUAUACGGAGGAGUUCAGUGAGAAACUAGAGGCUGAAUAUAAAAAAGCUGUGACAACAAAUCAGUGGCACCGCAGAUUAGAGUUUCCAAGUGGAGAGACCAUUGUUAUGCACAAUCCCAAGGUUAUUGUUCAGUUCCAGCCAUCCUCAGUGCCUGAUGAAUGGGGGACCACACAAGAUGGGCAGACAAGGCCCAGGGUUGUCAAACGUGGAAUUGAUGAUAACCUUGAUGAAAUUCCUGACGGGGAGAUGCCUCAGGUUGACCAUUUGGUGUUCAUGGUGCAUGGCAUCGGGCCUGUGUGUGACUUGCGCUUUAGAAGUAUUAUUGAAUGUGUGGAUGAUUUUAGAGUGGUUUCUCUCAAGUUGCUGCAGACACAUUUCAAGAAAUCUUUAGAUGAUGGGAAGGUGAGCAGAGUGGAGUUCCUCCCGGUUCAUUGGCACAGCUCCUUGGGCGGGGACGCCACAGGUGUUGACAGGAAUAUUAAGAAAAUCACUUUACCAAGUAUUGGUCGGUUUCGUCACUUUACCAAUGAAACCUUGCUAGAUAUUUUGUUUUAUAACAGCCCCACCUACUGUCAGGUAAUUGUGGAAAAAGUCGGAAUGGAGAUAAACCGUCUACAUGCCCUCUUUAUGAGUCGGAACCCAAACUUCAAAGGAGGGGUCUCUGUUGCUGGCCACAGUUUAGGUUCUUUAAUAUUGUUUGACAUCCUGUCUAAUCAAAAAGACCUGAAUUCAUCCAAGUCUCCUGGGCCCCAGGCUGUUGCUAAUGGAGUUGUGAAGCAGCCACAUUUUCAGGAAAAGCAGAUGCCCGAAGAACCAAAACUGACUUUGGAUGAGUCAUGUGAUCUUGAUGUUGAAAAUGAAGAAGUCCUAACUUUGCAGGAAACCCUGGGAGCACUUAGCCUAUCUGAAUAUGUCAGCACUUUUGAGAAGGAAAAGAUUGAUAUGGAGUCUCUGCUUAUGUGUACAGUUGAUGACCUGAAGGAAAUGGGGAUACCCCUUGGGCCCAGAAAGAAGAUCGCUAACUUUGUAAAACAUAAAGCAGCCAAACUGGAGCAGAAGCGAGCAGCCCCGGAAAAGAAGGUGGUGGCGGCUGCUCCAGCCAGAGGGCAAGAGGAAAGCGCCCUGAAAACUAAGGAUGCUGCUCCUGUCCCCUCGGAAUGUCGCGAGGCCAAGAGGAAGCUUGCAGUUGGAGCUUGCGUUUCUUCCAUGCGGGUUGACUACGAGUCUUUUGAGGUCGGCACAGGUCAGGUUUCUGUUGUUUAUAACUCAUUAGACUUUGAGCCAGAGAUUUUCUUUGCCUUGGGAUCUCCAAUUGGUAUGUGUCUCACUGUUCGAGGAGUGGAUAGGAUAGAUGAGAAUUACCGGCUUCCUACUUGUAAAGGAUUCUUCAAUAUUUACCAUCCGCUUGAUCCAGUGGCAUAUAGGCUAGAACCUAUGAUUGUUCCAGAUUUGGACCUCAAAGCAGUUCUCAUUCCACAUCAUAAAGGCAGAAAAAGACUUCAUUUAGAGUUGAAAGAAAGUCUCUCUCGUAUGGGAUCUGAUUUGAAGCAGGGUUUUAUUAGCUCUUUGAAAAGCGCGUGGCAGACAUUAAAUGAGUUUGCCCGUGCUCAUACCUCUUCAACUCAAUUGCAAGAAGAAUUGGAGAAGGUAGCCAAUCAAAUCAAAGAAGAAGAAGAAAAGCAAGUGGUUGAAGCAGAAAAGAUUGUUGAAAGUCCAGAUUUUUCCAAGGAUGAAGACUACUUAGGAAAAGUUGGAAUGUUAAAUGGAGGCCGCCGGAUUGAUUAUGUUCUUCAGGAAAAGCCAAUAGAGAGUUUUAAUGAAUAUCUUUUCGCUCUUCAGAGUCACUUAUGCUAUUGGGAAUCUGAAGAUACUGCCCUGUUAUUACUCAAGGAAAUUUACCGAACAAUGAAUGUUAGUCCAGAGCAGCCCCAGCAUUGACCCGCCUUCAGCUUUACUGUACUGUCUUCACAGAAAGUCCGGAGUGAAGUGCAUCGCUGGAGACCCUGCGAGGACGUUCCCAGUCUGCUCCUGCGAUGGUGCCAGAAAAGUGACUUCAGCAAGUGCUCGGACGGAGGAGCCAUUGGGAAGAAGAUACGCAGCCAAAGGACAGAAGCAAAUGAGUGCCACACGUGGACAGCGUAGAUGAGAAAGUGUAAUUGUAACAAUGACACAGUGACGAUUUCUCAGACCAGUUUAGUUGUGAAAGAUGUGUGAUAACAAUGAAGAAAACCUUGUAGCAUGCAAACAGUUACUUCUGUCCCUUAAACCAUUGUGGGCUAUUAAACUUGCAUUUUUCUUUUUA
Molecule: messenger RNA, 3432 nt
Organism: Lepus europaeus (European hare)
Lineage: Eukaryota; Metazoa; Chordata; Mammalia; Lagomorpha; Leporidae
Gene: SEC23IP
Product: SEC23 interacting protein
Exons: 19
Coding region: 69-3068 (999 amino acids)
Biological process (GO): endoplasmic reticulum to Golgi vesicle-mediated transport
Cellular component (GO): COPII-coated ER to Golgi transport vesicle
Molecular function (GO): protein binding; metal ion binding
Source: RefSeq, a predicted model, not a curated record